Rhipicephalus sanguineus (brown dog tick) is the source of this 498-nucleotide messenger RNA. RefSeq lists its product as uncharacterized. Gene Ontology annotation, molecular function: nucleic acid binding. The record is from RefSeq and is a predicted model, not a curated record. The coding region runs from base 1 to 498 and encodes 165 amino acids. NCBI's taxonomy places the organism in Eukaryota, Metazoa, Arthropoda, Arachnida, Ixodida, Ixodidae. The transcript has 2 exons.
AUGGGAUUCGUAGACGGCUGCUUGGAUGUAUUCCGAGGACGAAAAACAGGCGAUUGCCACGAAGAAAUGGACGGCAAUCGCUUCGAGGGAUGGUUCGGCGACGUGCUGCAGAAGUUGCCAGCUGGUAGUGUCAUUGCUUUGGACAAUGCACCUUACCACUCCCGGCGAGAAGAGAAAUUGCCGACGACGUCCUGGAAGAAGGAAAACAUACAAGAGUGGCUGAAUAGCAAGGACAUCGCCUACAGCGCGACGUUAGUGAAGAGGCAGCUGCUUGAGUUGGUGGCAUCUGUGAAGCCACGCUUUCUCAGCUACAUCAUAGACAACGCAGCUGCAAGGGCCGGUUGCGUUGUGCUCAGGCUCCCGCCGUACUACUGCGAAUUCAAUCCCAUUGAGCUCGUGUGGGCAAAGCCCAUCGUCAUCCAAGUGGGGGAAGAUGACAGUGAAGAAAGCUACUCUGACUGCGAGCUGUCCGGCAUUGAGCCCUACGAGGAAGCUUAA